Messenger RNA from Trichoplusia ni (cabbage looper), 5427 nucleotides. Its product is annotated as heterogeneous nuclear ribonucleoprotein U-like protein 1. Bases 163 to 4065 code for a protein of 1300 amino acids. The transcript is spliced from 28 exons. Gene Ontology annotation, molecular function: protein binding. Lineage: Eukaryota; Metazoa; Arthropoda; Insecta; Lepidoptera; Noctuidae. The record is from RefSeq and is a predicted model, not a curated record.
CUUUCCGCUUCCUUUGCGUGUUGUUGAGUGCAGCCAUCUUGGUUUGGCUUGGCGCUUUCUUGUACUCGUAAUACAAUUUUGGCGAGUAAUGUUUGAUGUAACUGUUGUGUUGAUACUGGAAAAUUGUGAUUAGUGGACGAAACUAGUUAAAAACGAAAUAAAAUGGAUCCUGCAAAGAUGAAAGUAGUGGAUCUAAGGUCGGAGCUUGGCGCUCUCGGUUUAGAUACCAAAGGGAACAAGCCGGCUUUAGUUGAAAGAUUGAAGAAAGCGCUAGAAGCAAUAUCAGGAAAAGCGUUACCUGACACAUCAAUCUUAGACACAUCUACAGAGGAUUCAGAGGGCUCCACUCCACGGAGGCCUGUCCCUGCGCCGCGAACGACAAGGAGGUCCUCGUCAUCUCGCCUUCUUGCUACCCCUGCUAAGGCAACUCCACCACCACGUGAAGAGCCACCAGAGCCCAUUCCGGAGGAACCAAAGCCAUCCGAGCCAUAUUCUCCGAGCCAGGAGGACUCUGAGUCUGACACGGCACUCUUAGACACACCUGCAGAGAAUGCGGACGCAGCCACUGCGCAGAAGCCUCGACCUGCAGCGCGAACGACACGAAGGUCCUCGUCAUCUCGCCUGCUCGCUACACCGGCUAAGGCAACUCCACCACCACGUGAAGCACCACCAGAACCCAUUCCAGAGGAACCAAAGCCGUCAGAACAAUAUUCUCCGAGCCAGGAGGACUCUGAGUCUGAUACGGCACCACCAGUAGAACCUGCUAAGGUGGAGCCUGUGGCUCAGCCCAAGGCGAAGGAACCGGAACCAGAGCCUGAGCCAGAACCAGCUCCAGUAGUCGAGGAGAAACCAGCUCCUGUAGAAGCUGUUGCUGACCCAGAACCAAUGGAAGUCCAAGAAAGUUCAAACACAGAAGAAACUAAGCAAGAUGUUGAAGAACCUGCCUUAGAGAAGGAAGCACCAAUAGUUGAAGAGCCAAAGAAGGAUGUUGAAGCAGCUCCAGAAGCCCCUGAAGAUGAGAAAAUGGAGGAAGGAAAUGAGGACAAAGAUAAAGAUGAAGAUGAGAGAAUGGAUCAAGAUGAAAGAGGGAACUUUGAUGAUGAGGAGCAGCGCGAGGAAGAAGAAUGGGACAGUCUAAACGAAAGACUAAAAGUUCGUGAACAGGAACGCCUCGAGAGGGAGAGAAAGCAGGCUGAGGAAGACGCCAAACGAAUGGAGGAAGUCAGCAAUGACCCUAUCAAGCUAAAUCGAUUGAAGCGAAAGCAGGAAAAGAAGGCGCGCUGGAGCAACUUCUACAGGACUGUAGAGGUCACUAACGAAGUGCUCUCAUUGCCUGAGGAGGCGCAAUCUAAUAAGGACAGAAAGGAGUUUAUUGAUAUUAAGAUUCCUGAGCCAGAGAUUGAUGAUAAUAAAAUAACACUUUCAUGGUACGACAGUGACUUAAACCAGUACCUAGAAGUACCGGAACUGAACAGCGUAGUGCCGCUGAGCGAGGGAGCCUUCGCCUACGCGUGGGCCGGCGCUCGCGCCAGCCACGGCGUGGAAACAGGGAAAGUCUGCUACGAGGUUCGAGUCGGUAACGUGGCGACACCUAGCGAAGGCUUGGAGAAGGAACCCAUCAGUUCUGGACUAAGAAUAGGCUGGUCUACGGAAGACUCCUCUUUACACUUAGGUGAAAGUGAAUUCAGCUGGGGCUACGAAAGCUCAGGGCGCGCUGUCUCCAACAGCGAGUUUAAGGAAUACGGAAAACCGCUCUCGGAGAAGGAUGUUGUCGGGGCUUACUUGGACCUAGAAUCGAGCCCCUGCAAGAUAUUCUACACGUUAAACGGCGAGGAGCUGGGCACAGCGUACGAGUUCGACAAGAGCGUACUGACCGGCCGGCCGCUGUUCCCACACAUACUCACCAAGAACACCUGCUAUAAAGUCAACUUUGGUUAUGAGAGAUACACCAUGCUCACUAAAACAAAGACUGUACGUAAGCGUAUGGAAGUUCCAGUGGAACAAGUUUUAGAGGAGAAGAGGAAGAUAGAAGCAGAGCUGCAGAAGCAGAAGGAGGAAGCCGCGCAGAGGGAGCGCGACCGAAGGGAGAAAGAAAAGAAGGAGAGGGAAGAACGGCAGAAGAAGAAGAAAGAGGAACGCGAAAGGCAGGAGCGUGAAAAGAAAGAAAAAGAAGAUCAAGAGAAGAGAGACAGAGGCGAGGAGGUGACAGAGCAGGAAGAUGGUGAGAAGGCUGAGGCUCAGGAGGAUGGUGACAAGGAAAAGGAGAGCGAGGACAUUAAGGAUGAACCAGAGAAAGACAAAGAGCCUAAGGAAAACGGCGAGAAAACCGAUGAACAGCCAAAAGUAGAAGCUGCUCCUGAGCAAAUGGAGACGGAACUGACUGAAGAUAAUACUGAAGAACCAGAAAUCAAGGAAGAAGCUUGCAAUGAAGGCGAAAUCCCCGAAGUGACGGAAGAGGAAGUCCUGAAAGGGCAUGUAUUAGACAAGAGAAUCAAAUUCGUUAUUAGAUACACGGUGGAGGAGGAGUUGGACGGUCCGGAAAUAGAGUUACUGUCGGGCUACCAGCUGCUGCGAUACGCCGCGCUCGUGGCCGGGCCCAAGCGACCCGACACCGUCGGACAGUGCGAGGUGAUCCUCAUGGUGGGCAUGCCGGGCUCGGGCAAGACGUACUGGGCCAAGCAGCACGCGGCCGACAACCCCGAGCGGCGCUACAACAUCAUCUCCACCGGCGCGCUCUUCGACCGCAUGAAGGUGGACUGUAAGCCCUUCCGCGCCAGCUACGACGGCAGGUGGGACGCUAUGGUGUCCAAAUGCGCUAAAUGCGUGCUAAAGUUGUUGGAAAUCGCCAAGGGACGCAAAAGGAAUUUUAUACUCGACCAGACGAACGUAUACCCGUCGGCCCAGCGACGCAAGUUGAGGGAAUUCGACGGUUACCGGCGGAUCGCGGUCGUGAUCGUGACCGACGACGAGACCUAUCGCGACCGGCAGAAACGGCGCGAGGAGCUCGACGGCAAGGAAGUGCCCGACGGAGCCGUCGUGGACAUGAAAGCCAACAUCACGCUGCCGGCGCGCUGCUCGUGGCUGGACGAGGUGCGCUACCCCGAGCUGGGCGAGGACGCCGCGCGCCUGGCCGUGGACGCGCUGCACCGCGAGGCGCGCGCCGCCGGCGUCUGCCGCGACCAGGCGCGCCGCGCGCCCGAGCCGCCCGCCAAGCGCCGCCGCUCCGCCGAGCGCCGCAAGGGGCCCGAGCGCCUCGAGCGCGCCGAGCGCCGCCGCGACUUCCCCAAGGAGCGCGACGAGCGCUGGGGCUCCGGCCGCUGGGGCGCCGCGCGCGGCUCGCGCUGGGGCCCGCGCGACGCGCGCCUGCCGCCGCCGCCCAACCGCUUCGACCGGCCCUGGCCGCAACCGCCCACCACGCGUGGCGACUUCGGUCGCGGAGGGGCGCGCGGGGCCCGCGGAGGCCGCGGCGGACCGCCUGACCGCUUCAGUCGCGAGAGGCCGCACCGGCCCAACGACCGUAUGGACAAAAGGCCGCACCAACCUGGCAACAACAACGGCGCGGGUUCGUGGCAGCGCGGCGGGCGCGGGGCGCUGCAGCCGCCGCGCGCGCAGCAGCCCGCGCAGCAGCGGCCCGGCCCCAACAACAUGAAGGAUGGUCAGAAUCAGAACCAGAACCAAAAUCAACAGAACCAACAGGGUUGGAACCAGUGGCCCGGCGGUUGGGGAGGCUGGGGAAAUUGGAACCAGAACCAAGGUUGGGGCAACUGGGGUAACUGGGGCAACUGGCAGCAGCAGCAGGGCGCGGGCGCGGGCGCGCAGGCGGGCGCCGGCAAGCAGCAGCCGCAGCAGCAGCAGCAGCAGUGGCCCGCCAACUACUCCGCGCAGCAGUGGUACCAGUGGCAGCAGUGGCAGCAGCAGCAGCAGCAGGCCUGGCCCGGGUACCAACAAGGGAACCAAGCAGGAAACACGCCCGAUGCACAAGCGUGGGCGCAGUACUAUCAGAACUACGGCAGUGGCAACGCGAAUAACGCAAAUAACGCAGUGUCGGGCGGCGACAAGAAGUGAUCCUUACUGGCGAGCGACACUCGUCACCGCGCGGCCCCCGCGAUCUUAUAGCCUCCGCCCACCGUAGUCGCGAACUACAGUGCUCAAACAGAGACGGGAAAAUCCUCAGUGUUCAGUGUCGUGCUAACUAUAUCAAGACUUAUCCGUAAUCAAAUUCACUACAAACCGAGGAUAUCUUCCUUAUUCCUUAUCCUAAGGGACUCAUCUCAAAAUUGGACUAUCACCCUCCGGUUUCAAAAAGGCUGGUCCAUGUCUUUUAUGCUGCUGGUCUUUUAUCAAAAGAAAUGUGAUUGUUUGAUCAAAAAAAAAAAAAAUUAACCAGUCACUAUUCUCAAUUAAGUGACAACCUUUAUUUUGAUUGGUCGUUCAGAAACUGGGGCCUAGUGUUGUAAUGUCACCAAAUCGUAUACAGAUUGACAAUGCAAAGGUUAAAUAUAAAUAAAAUAUUAAAAAUAAGUUUGGAAUGUCGACGGAAAAUCAAGUUGUAUGAGAGUCACAGUGAGCUUGAAACUGAUGUAUGAUAUUAGGUUACUCAAAUAAGAUAGCUUCUAAUGUUCAUGUUCCCCUGAAGUUUUAGGAUAUACUUAUAGAUGAGGUCAAAGAAUGCACAUAAGUAUGAACCUUCAGUCCUUCUUAAUAAGAGCGUUUAUUUCAAUGCAUGUGCAAAGUGAAUACUUUGUUAUUACUUUAUUUUGCCUUUGCAUAGUCGUAGCAAUCAAUAUUAGUUAAAAUGUUCAGGUUUUGUUAUUUCAUAUUUAAUUGUUUCUCACUGUGUUGUUUUACUUUUUAUGCAAAUCGGCUAGGGAAUACAUUUGUAAUUGAUGUAACACAUUGAAACAAGAAUCAUUACUAUUAUUAAAUUUGUUUGUCAGAAAUCUUUGACUAUCAUGUAAAGCAAACAUUAUUGUGUAAUGUUAAAUAUUAGUAAAUUAAGAAAGGCAAAUUAAAUUAACUUGUAUAUUGUAACUGAUUAGUUUAAGAAGAUUAUCUUGCAUGACUACAAACAAAAUGAAGAGAUACAAAAAUGUUUGUGAAAAUUAAGUAUGUUUCAAUGUUGUUACAUAAAAUAGUAUUGUUUGAUUUUACUCAAGUGUGGGUGCAGUGUUGUAGAAACACUGUAUACAAAUACCAAUUAGGUAUAGAAUUAACUUUUAGUUAUUUUUUAGGUAUAUCUAAUAUAAUCGGGGGGUUAGUAAGUAAUUGUAAUUUAAUUAAUGACUAAGUUACAGUUAGUAACUAGGACUAGAUUGUGUGAGAGAGUGAAUGUUAAGCUUAUAGCUUCUUGUACAAAUGUUUUAGUGAAGUGUGGGUUCGAAGGUCACUACUGAUAAUGAUUUAAUAAUAAAAUGUAUUCAAUAAGGA